AUGCCCAGAGCUCCAUGCAGUACUCCUGCUGAAGCUGAACAAGUGUCUUAUGCUCUGUUCAGGACCACAUUUCCACAUCCAAGGUCUGACCGUGAGUAUGUAUCCUAUGAGAUAGGAUUUGACUGUGAUGUUAUUGAACUCAUUCCUGGGAUUGACCUCUUUUCAGACCGAUUUCGAGCUGAUGUACGCUCAGUGGUAGGAAGCCUAGACUUCCUUCUCCAUGAGCUAUACAGUGCUCAGCAAAACCUGAAGGUUCUACCUUUAUUCACACUGUACCAGUACUUUGUCAGUGCAAUCUGUCGUGAUGUAUACAGGAGUGUUUGGGGAAGAAUACUGAAGAUCAGGGUUUUAGCAGAUUUGGGCCUGUUUGCAGAAGCUUUUGAUGAAUACAGUUUCUUGCUUAAUGGUAAAAAGCUCCCACAUGCACUUCUGGAAGGUUUCAGAUCUCGAGAGACCAAGGUUCACAUAAAGUUUGAUCAAUCAAGAGUUCUUCUAACUGAGAAUUUGAUGGCAGUUGAGUACUUACUCAAGAUACCUUUACCUCACAACUUACAAAUGCUUUAUGGUCCUUACCUUGUGAAUAAAUUUGAACUUGGCCGGACCUACCUUGCCAUCAAACUUGCAGCAACAAUAAACCACAUCCCGGAAAAGGCACCAUUUCAAUGUUCAACUGAUUCAACAAAUUCUGAUGAAGGUGAAAGAAUUAUAGAUCUGGAUACUGAUUUUGUGGAUAUUACACCUGAAUCAGAUUAUGCACAGGAAACCAGAAGAACAUGCCAACCACAUAAAAAUGAACUGGACAUUUAUUCCUUAAGUCACAACUUAACUCUGCCCCAGUUGAAGAAUAUCAUCUUGGCAGAUGUACAAAAGAAGUUAAACAUUUUGGUGGACAAACUGAAAAAGGAACAUGAUCUUAUAUUUGCCAAUCUUGCACCUGCUGAACUAGAGAUGGUCAUUGAUGCUAAAUGUCAGGCUGCAGCAGUUGCUUUCCAAAACUUGCAACUAGCAUUUAGUGCUGCCAUUGCAUUAUCUGCAGUUCAGCUCUUAAAAAGAUCCAGAAUCUUGAUGAAUGUUAAACAAAGCAAUGUAAAGCCUCCUUCAUCAGCGCUCAGAAGUACACCAGUUAAGAACAAUCCAACUGAAGACCAGACUAAUAAAAAUCUCUAUCAAGACCCUUACAACAUGGAAGCACGUGGACGCUUGAAUCUGAAUCUUUGGUUGAAAUGUCGGCUAGUUAUGGUGACUGCCUUGAUUGCUCAAGUAUACGGCAUUAGGCUAAGUAAAGGAGAAGAUGACUUUUUGGAAACUGCUCGGCUCUGUGAAGACGGGAUGGAAGAAGCAAAGGCCUAUGGUGAUGUAGAGACACAAACUGAGUUUAUGCUGAAUGCUGUCCUGCUUGAUUUACGACUGGGUUGCCAUAAGGAUCGCAUCAAAGUACUUUUAGAGGAAAUAAUAAAUCUACUGAGUGCAAGACAGUUUCUUUCACCUAGGGCCCAAAUGAUUCUUGCUCAAGCUUUUCUGCAGCUCAGUGAUUUAAGAAAGUCAGAAACGUUGUGUAACUCAAAAGAAGCUGCAAUGCAGGAAAAAAUUAAUCUGUGUGUUUCAGCUCAGAAACUGAUUUUUGACCAGUUUCCCUUUUGUCAUCCCAUACAAGGCACUGCUUCAGCACAAUUGAUAACAUGUUCAGCUGAAAGAUGGAACAUGUCACGCUGGCAAGAAACACUUUCCUGUUUCACUUCAGCUCUUGAGCUUUGCAGAGAAACAGCUUCGAAGCAAAUCGAUUUAGAAGCAGAUUUAUUGUUUCAGAAAGGAAAGAUACUGCGCCAAAUGACAGAAAUGAAUUAUGAGAAGACCCUUGAAGCUGCUAAUUUUUUGAUGGAAGCUAUCAAUGUCAGUUACUUUCAUGACCAAAAUCUCUGGUUGAUCAGACAAUCAUAUUUGGAACUUGUUUUGUUAUACUUUUACCUUGACAAGGUGGAGGUGAAGGAAGCAGAGCUUGGACAAGAAAGCAAAGCAACAUUAAAAUCAGGAAUCAUUGUAGUUGCGAAGCAACCUAGAAAAAGGAUUACUGGCCAGGGAAGACUGAUAGAAAUACUGCAACAUGUUUUGAGGCAGCCUUCAAAAUAUAAAAUGCUGGCAUGGAUUGCCAUUAGAGCUGCAAAUGAGAUCAUCAGAAUGCUACGCAACUCCCAAAUACUAACUAGAGACAAGAAAAUCAGUGAAGAAAGUAUAAAACAUUUAGUGCAAAAAGAAUUGCCUGAAUACGUAAUUCUGGAUUUUUUGGCAUCAUAUCAGGAUUUUGAAACCGAAAAUGAUGAAUUUUUGCCAGUCUUAACUACCAUACAAGGAGAAAAAGUGGAAAAGGAGGAACAGAGGACCAAACAUGUUGCACCAAAUGAAACUCCAAAUUAUGUGCCAUCAUAUAGGAAAGUUGCACAAUCACUGAACUCUGUCCAGUUUCUCAAUUACAAUAACCACCUCCGUAGGCUCUAUAACAUCAAUCUACUUCCAAUUCGAAGUACAGUUGAAAAUGUGAACGGCGAAGGGCCAAACUACCCUGAUCCCAAGAUUCCUUUUACUGAACCUUCUGAGGCACAAAUGCAUGGAGUCGAUACAGAUUUCCUGAAGUGUGCUAUAAAAGAUUUUGGAGAUGGAGCUCAUACACCUGUGUUCGACACAGAUCUUUGUCCACGCCUGGGACUAAUGCAUUCAUUUUUAAAGAACUACCUACCUACAUAUAAAAAUAAUUGCUGUGCUGAGCUUAUUCCUAUAAUCCUGUAUGAAAUUUUUGACGACAGUUUCAGAUUCUCGCAAUUCCAGCCUGAGAUUUAUACAAGUGUCUUUGGAGAAUAUAUGCUGACAACACCGACGGACAGUUUUGUUGGUCAACUUACCCCUCAGAUGAGUGUGGCAGUGCAUUCUAAAGACAAAGAGCUACGGGUCCAAUGGUACCUGCCUGCUCUGGCAUUACCUCCUCCAAGUUGUGAAACCUAUAAGAUUUUACUUAUGUUUGCGUACAAUGUGAAACCAGUCACGCUGGUCAGCCUCAAGACAAGUACAUUAACUAACGCUUCCUGUGGAUACAAAUGGAUUCAUUUAAAACGACUUCUUGCAUUACAGAGAAAACUUUCUGCAUUAAAACAAAAGGCUGAGGCAUAUUUGCAACCAGAAUAUGCACUGUCCACUUCAUUGCAGUACACUCACCACAGACUGAGGCAAAGGUAUAUUCGAAAUGAACCUGCAACAAAUGUUAGAAAACUACCCGCGACACUGGAAGAUAUGGUUUUGCAGUUAUGCAAAGAAAUAAAAGAAUUGUUUGUUCCUGGAUCAGAAAUGAAGAUUGAGACAGAGGUUCCAUUUGACCUCUCCUAUGAUACCCUGGAGCAGCUGGAACACAUAUUCAAUCCUGCAGUUGGCUACACAUUAAAGUAUGGGAGUCUGUUCAAGUGGUUAAUUUCUUUCUUGGAAUUCGAGUAAAUUCCUGUACCUUUACAAUGUUUACACAAUUUGGUACAUGUAGUUGAUAACAAUUUAUUUAAAUUAGUUUGUUUUAACCUUCCUUUUACAUUUAUUCCUAACAUGCAUACAAAUAUUUCUUUCAUCAAUUAACUCAAAGACACAAUUGAGUACUUCGUUAAUAGAUAUAACAAAUAAUUUUUAAUUAAUUCCAGGAGCUGUUUUUUUUUGUAAAGCAACUAUUAAGUUUUAAGCUGCUGAAUAAUACUUAGUAAAGCUUAUUUUCUAAAUUUACACCAUGUCAUGCAUUUUACUUCUCAGACCAUGUAAAACCAUUUAUUUUAU
Rhincodon typus (whale shark) is the source of this 3801-nucleotide messenger RNA. RefSeq names its product cilia- and flagella-associated protein 54. The record is from RefSeq and is a predicted model, not a curated record. The coding region runs from base 1 to 3477 and encodes 1158 amino acids. The transcript has 25 exons. Lineage: Eukaryota; Metazoa; Chordata; Chondrichthyes; Orectolobiformes; Rhincodontidae. Gene Ontology annotation, biological process: cilium assembly.